Brassica napus (rape) is the source of this 675-nucleotide messenger RNA. Its product is annotated as floral homeotic protein APETALA 3-like. The transcript has 7 exons. Gene Ontology annotation, biological process: positive regulation of transcription by RNA polymerase II. Gene Ontology annotation, molecular function: protein dimerization activity; RNA polymerase II cis-regulatory region sequence-specific DNA binding; DNA-binding transcription factor activity, RNA polymerase II-specific. Gene Ontology annotation, cellular component: nucleus. Bases 1 to 675 code for a protein of 224 amino acids. Lineage: Eukaryota; Viridiplantae; Streptophyta; Magnoliopsida; Brassicales; Brassicaceae. The record is from RefSeq and is marked provisional.
AUGGCGAGAGGGAAGAUCCAGAUCAAGAGGAUAGAGAACCAGACAAACCGACAAGUGACGUAUUCCAAGAGAAGAAAUGGUUUGUUCAAGAAAGCUCACGAGCUCACGGUUUUGUGUGACGCUAGGGUUUCGAUUAUCAUGUUCUCUAGUUCCAACAAGCUUCAUGAGUUUAUCAGCCCUAACACCACAACGAAGGAGAUCAUAGAUCUGUACCAAACAGUUUCUGAUGUUGAUGUUUGGAGUGCUCACUAUGAGAGAAUGCAAGAAACCAAGAGGAAAUUAUUGGAGACAAAUAGAAAUCUUCGGACUCAGAUUAAACAGAGGCUAGGUGAGUGUUUAGACGAGCUUGAUAUUCAGGAGCUGCGUAGUCUUGAGGAAGAAAUGGAAAACACUUUCAAACUCGUUCGCGAGCGCAAGUUUAAAUCACUUGGGAACCAAAUCGAGACCACCAAGAAAAAGAACAAGAGUCAACAAGACAUACAAAAGAAUCUCAUACAUGAGCUGGAACUAAGAGCAGAAGAUCCUCAUUAUGGACUAGUAGACAAUGGAGGAGACUACGAUUCAGUUCUUGGAUAUCAACUUCGCUUCCAUCAGAACCAUCACCACCAUUACCCCAACCAUGCCCUUCAUGCAGCAUCUGCCUCUGAUAUCAUUACCUUCCACCUUCUUGAAUAA